GGCGUCAGGCGAGCAGACGUGCCGCCGAGCGGGCAGAAUCUCUCGGCGUUUGCCUCCUUCUUGGCACCGCACAAAGCGAGGCUGCGGGGCCGGCUGGAUGCCGUGUGGCAGCGACCGCCUCUCUGCCACCAGACCGCCCGCCGAGCUGGCCUGGCUGCUCCCGGGCUCGGCGCAGCCUGAAGUUCCCGGCGGAAGACCGUGUCGAGGGUUAUUUUUCCAGUAAUUUGGACCUUUUUGAAGCGCCCGAUUGCCUAAUGCCAUGAAUAUUGCAGUGAACAAUGCGGAAGAAAAAGCUGUCCAUUCCUGGUCGAGAAUUUCCUCUGCGGGACACAAAGUGCUGGAGGAAGCCCUCCGAGUCUUCAACCCCAUGUCCAAGGACCUCUCCGACACGGAGACCCAGCUGGUGGCCUUCAUCCAGGGCCUCAAGGAGGAGGGCUACCAGCCCACGAUCCUGAGGAGCAAGGAUGUGUACGGCUACAGCUCGUGCACCGCGGACACUCCUAGCCAGACGAAGGAGAGUGCGCCACGCGGCUGCGCCGCCGAUCCCCCGAGGACUCCGGCUAGAAGCACCGUGGCCAAGGUGCCCGCUUCGCCCACCCGCCUUCCCCUGAACCCUCCCAAAGUCUCCGCCCCGCCGGUCUCCAAAGGGGACUCCACGAACCUGCUGCUGAGCUCCUUGAAGCAGAGGAGAUCCGGCACGGCCAAGGCCUCGGCCGUGGGCUUUCCCGCCAGCAUGUAUCCCGACGUGUACCCGGCGGUGAGGCUCUCCGUGGUGCUGGAAACGCUGGUGCCGCUGAAAACCCCCGCCUCCCGGCUGGAAUCCAAGCUCACGCGAGGGCCUCUUGGGAUCUCGCCCUCGGACCUUAAACUCCUCAAGGCUUCCGGCCCGCCGAGGCAGUUCCCGUCAGGCAAGGCCGCUAAAAUAUCGAAAGGUAAGAGGUACAAGCGGUUGGAAAAGAAAGCCCCCGAUUCUGCCACCCUCACUUUAAAUCUUCUGAAGGGACCAAAGGGUGGAGUGCUGCAGGAGAGCAAUGCCUGCAAAGCCUCGGGGGUCCUGAACGGGAGAAUCACGGGCAGCUCAGCCCAGGGCUGCGCCGCGGCACCGCCGUCCAAGGCCUUGAAAAUCAGAGCUAAGGAAGCCCUGGUGCGGAAAACGGAGUGGAAGGGUGGCAGCACUUACCAGGAGACUGUCGGGCAGAAGAGGAAAAGAGCUGCAGAGGCGAGAGAAGCACCGCAGAGGAAGAGGUCGAACGCCGUUCCUGUCCAAAGUAAGUCUCGACGGGCUCAGAGCACUUUGAACCUGCUGAAAUUCCGGGCCAUCAAGGUGGGCAACUCUUCUUCCGACGACGAAGUGAGGAGGAGAGCACAGAAGAUUCUUCGAGUCAACCUGUCCCCCGUGAUCCGAAUUCAGCCCUUGUCCCGCUCUCACAGCGUCCCCUGAUUUGCUUCACUUUGUCACUUUUUUUGUAAGUAAUUAUGCACGAGCCUGACACCGGGGCGGGGCGAAGGUUGAGAGCGACUUUGGGGCUCUGGUGUCCGGUGAGGAUACGCCGACUAACCUGCGGACGGAGCAGCCUGCUCGUGCUGCUCCUGGCUGUCCUGCUACGCAGAACUGACUGCACCAGCACAAAACCAUGUUUAGGAACAGGGGACGCUGCCUCUGGCCCGCGGCGAGCCGAGCAGGUCGCUUUUUUUUUUUUCCUCUGGGCUCUUUUCUGAACGUGGCAGGCCGUGCUCUCGCGCAGGGGCAGAACACGUGACUUUCUCAUGACAUGGAUGCACUGUGAUAACGCUCUUUUUUCAAGCUGUACAUUUACUGGUUUUAUUUUGAUCGAAUUUUAUAACUUUAUUAUCUCUAUAUCUGUAUACCCGUACGUGUGCGCACAGCCCAGGAGCUGUGGGACGAUGCGCUUCCUCCAUCCCUGCGGGGUCGGGUCCGAUAGCUUUUGUUCCCCUUUCCCGUCAGCCAGUCUUUUGUUGGAGGUGCCAGGAUUUCGUUGUGAGUCAGUGUUGUGACAGCCUGUUCUGGGCGUGCUCGGACGGCUCGGCAGCAGGCGGAAUCGUAGCCACUUGUUUGUCUCUGGAAAUGCCAAGCAACUUGCAGAAAUACCAGCUGACAGUCGAAUAUAGUUUUAAUCUUACUUUCGGUAUUACCUCUGCGUUAAAAAGUGGGGGAGCGUCCCUGGGCUGCUGCCUGCGGGUCUGCAGGACGUUUCCAGGUGCCUCCUCCGUUCGUCGGUAGCAGAAGCUCUGGAAUCACCUCGGGGAUCUCCCUCCAAAGAGCGAUUCGGCCGCAGAACCCGGUGUUGUUCCGCCCUCCGGUGCCCCCGGCGCGAACGUAGAACGUGAACUGUGCCUGCGGCAGCCUCGGGGCUGGGGCUGUUGAGCAGAGCUGCUUAAAAAGUCCUGCCCGUGACGUAACUGCUUGGACGCGUCGGGAGCGGGUUCCAGGUGCUGGUAGAGGAGACACCCGCAGUGUCUGAACGUAUGGGACGCGCCCCACCGGUAUCCCAGGGGGAUAUUUGGGCCCGAAUCAGAGCAGAGGCGUUGAGAGGAGCACUUCAGUUACCAGCACUUAGGCGUGGAGAGUUUCUUUGUGUCGGUUCGUGUGGAUGAAGCAGUAGAAGGGAGAACGGCUGCACGGGGCUGGAGAGCGGCUCUGCCGACCCCUGGGGCGCUGCGGGGAGGCGUGGGGCAGGUGGGACAGCUCGGCGAAGGCUCAGCCCGUCCCCAGGAGGCACCCCCAAACCGCUGCUGAGGGCUUUUGCCUGCGCUGGGGCGAGAACAUGGACCACGCGCUGGAGGAGGUCGGGUGUGCAAGCUCGGGUGGAGCUGGGGCGUCCCGCGGGGACCUGCGCAGCCCCUGCGGAGCCCGGCGGCUCGGGGAGGGGGCCUGGCCCCGCACACCGCGGCGCUCGGGGCUCCGCAGCAGCAGGCCAGUAAUCAGUAAUCCACUCGUUCCCUCACCAGCUCCAAACGCCAGUUGUCUGACCUAGUAAUCUGUGCACGUCGGCCGAAGGGACGAGCUCUGGGAAGCCGCAGCUCCGCGCGCGUCGGCUCCUCUCCAGCACCCGUCCGGAUUUCAGCGCCUAACAGGAGGGGUCGGUGCCUGAUCCCCAGCUCGGAGAGCGAGGCUGAGGCAGGGAGAGGAGUUUGGCGAGGGAGCGAGAGGGCGGAGGAGCUGCGUGUCCCGGGGCACAGCCCAGGAGCGCGGUGCUGGGGGAGGCUCGCCCCGCGAGGCGAUGGCAGGCUCUGAAUCACGCGCUCGGCUCCGAGCUGCUGUCCGGGAUCGCAACUCGCAGUGUUCGAGACUGACCUGUGAAUGCCGCUGCUUGGCUGCGGAGCAGGAGGGAAUAUUUUCUUCUGCUCCCGUGUCUUAAACUGCCUUGGCAGAGAGUUCCCUUCCCUGACAUGGUGCUGGAUGAGCAGGGACCCUCCAUCCCUGUCCACUGGCCAAAAAUCGCUUUGUCCCUUUUGUUCCCAUCCCGUCAGGCCUUUCUCAUUCCCACGCUCUCAAAUGCCAGCUCUCAGCUCACGCCGGAGUUUCUCUUUGUGGCCGUGUCCCGAGGAGGGCCCUGCGGUACCGCUGCUCUCGUGGCUCCCCGCUCCCGGCCCCAUAUAAGGGCACCCGGAGCUGUCCCGGGGCCUCCCUGUGCACCACGAGACGUCCCCGCGGGGCGCCCGGGCUCCUCCGGGACGAGCAGCUGCUCACCAGCAGGGCCGAACGCAGCCCGAGCGGGAAGCCUGAACCUGAAGCCAACUUGUCUGGGUGCAUCCCUCGCCUUCCUCGUGUUUCUCGCCCCCGCUGCGCCACUCCCUGCCCCCCCCACUCUCCCGUCACCCCUCGUGUUUUGCACUUUGAGGCUUUGCCAGGCGAGGACUCGGCUCGUGCUGCGUAACCCAUCACACGGAGCACGCCGCUGUCACGCCGCCCUGAGCUCUGUGAGCGCUGCUCUGCAGGGGGAGGCAAGUGGUGGAAGUGUCUAGGGCUGCGCUGGGGGACCAGCAGCGGUCAGUGCGGUCGCUGUUGGUGUUCCUGCACGCCGGUAACGCAGAGCACCGGGCCCUGAGCUCACCAGGCGGCGCUGGAGCUCGGGCUCGUGUCUGCUUUGCCGGUUCUCUGCCGUCCUGAUGUCUCCCCUUGCCCGUUGCGGAUGAGUUUGGAGCUUGGCUGGAGUGAUUGCAGCCUGGUGUUCGCAGAGAGGCUUUGUGGCUCCGGUGCCAGUGUCAGCAGCUCUGCCUGCCGCUGGCUCUGCCGCCCUUCGUCUCGUGGUGAGGCACAGGCAGGAGGCUGCAGGGGGGCCGUGCCGUGCGCGCUGCUGCCUCGGGAAGGCCAGGCGGGUACCGAGCAAGGCUUGCCUAAGACCUGGCCUCGGCAGAGAUCCCCAGAGGUCCCUUCCACCCGUAAUUAUUCUGUGGCAAGUCGGAUCAUUUGCCUUGCGGGCACCUGCAGCAGCGGUAACGGCGUGGCGCGUGGAAAAUGUGUUGCCCGGAGUGGCCUGGUGCGUGCCGCGCGCGGGUUGUUCAGACCUGUUGCUGCGUUAGUCACUUCGAAUUCAUCCAAGUGCCUCACCUGCGCUGCUCUGGGCACCGUGACAGCCGAGAGCUGGGGAGACUGCAGAACGCUCGUACCACGUGGAUUCCUGCCACUGUCACUUCUAGCAGUGAGUCAGGCGGCGGUCAAAGGGCUGUUCUUCAGACUGAGUUUGUGGAAGUCGUUUCUUCUUUUGUUCAGCUGCCAAGAAGCAAGAGUUUCUGCUUCGCCUCCACCAGACAAGGGCCGUCAGCUUCCUGCGUGCCCCAGAUGUCCGUCAGCGAGGUCCGCGGGGAGAGCAGCUUGUCCAGCGGGGAGCUGACAUCAGACACCAGGCUGAAAUCCCACUGUCCGCUGGUAGAAAAGUUCUAAAGCUCAUGUGCACUGUGAUCGCGUUUCACCGUCUGCCACUGCUUUCAGCUGGAGACGUUUCUCCUUGGCCUCUUCCCUGCGAGCCACGUAGCGUGGCGCUGCUGCUUCCGAACCGUUGGCGUUCCCCCCCGAGAGCCAGCUGCAGUAGUGAUCCUGUACAGAAUUUCUUAAGCACUUUUCCACAAAAUAAGGGAUUAUUUUGUUACUCCUCUUUUGUAGCCCGCCGGUCACCUGGGUUUUCCUCGCGCAGAGUCCAGCGAAGGGCGCCGCAGGGAAGUCAGGGGCAGAAUAGCUCCGGGGAGCGGUGCCACACGGCCCAGCCGGCUGGGUCCCCGUUCGUGCCGUGCAGGGCGGGUGGCUGAGCGGGGCAUGGGCCGCUCGGGCGGUUUGGUGUGUCUGCGGGGAAGCGACAGCUUCUUUUCUCCUCGUGGCUGGCUCCUGAGCUCUGUCCCUGCCCGUCCCGCAGCGGUAUGCCAGGCACGGGAGCUGCGGGCUCCGGAGAGCCUGGGCUGCCCUGCUGAAGCCAGCUCCUCUGCUCUCCUCGCCCCCAGCGCCCAGGAGCUGGCCCCGCUCCCCGGCUGCCGGAGCGCCCCCGCGCCUGCAGGCUGGUGCCCUCUGGAAGCCCUCGCAGGGAGGGCAGCGCUUCCCUGCGUGAGCAUCCGAAACGACUUCCCCUGCAGGGAUGAUUAGGCCUUGCCCCUGGGGGAGUCCCUUAAAGGCCUUAUUAUCCUCCGGGACUCUCUCCUUGUUGUCUUAAUUAGCCCUUUUGGUUCCUGUCGCUACAGACAGCCCCUGUGAGAGUCCUGUGAUUCCCACAGCCCCGGCCAGGCACGCGGCGCUGUUACAAAAGAGCGGGUGCUGCAAAGCUACCCCCGAAAUACCUCCCCUCCUCCCCGGGCACAGCCUGCAGAGCAUGGCGCUGGGGAGCGCGCCCCCGGUCUGUCAAAAACCCCGAGGCCCGCGACGGGACAAGGCUGCAGCGUUCCCGGGGAGCCUCACUCCUGGCGCGGAGGCACGGCAGCGGGGCUGCGGGACGCGGGGCUCCGGGUCAGCACGGGCUCCUCUCCACCAGCCGUCACCUCUCAGAGAACCGCCUCCACGCCGCAGCGCCCUGCUCCGCUCCAGCCGGGACCGGUGCCGCCAGCUCGGCCGCUGGUGGUGCCCAGCACCGGGGAGCCCCGGGUGGCACGGGGCAGCAGCCACCUGCCGUGCCCAGGCUGCUGCCGCCAGCUCCAAACUUUUGUAUGGUGAAUCCGCAACAACUGACCAUCCAUCUCGUUCCCGAGUGAACUUUUUACUGUUUCAUUUGUUUGUGUAGAAUGUUUCCGAAGGUAUAUUUAAUGUUUAAUAUGAGGCUGGGCUGCUCCGCACUCCGUGUUGUAUAUUUUGGAAUGGCAUUGUUGAGCGAAAAGACGGCGUUAGUGUUAUUCCACUCUCAGGAGGGAACGGGACAAAAAACAGCCUGUCUUUUCUCUUAAAUGAAGUGAACUUUUUGUUAUGAAGUCCUCGUAGGUGUCCAGCCCUUCAGUAAAAUGGUGCUCAGAACCGC
This is a messenger RNA of Cygnus atratus (black swan), 6455 nucleotides long. RefSeq names its product coiled-coil domain containing 71 (gene CCDC71). The transcript is spliced from 2 exons. Bases 260 to 1441 code for a protein of 393 amino acids. NCBI's taxonomy places the organism in Eukaryota, Metazoa, Chordata, Aves, Anseriformes, Anatidae. The record is from RefSeq and is a predicted model, not a curated record.